Molecule: messenger RNA, 282 nt
Organism: Coccomyxa subellipsoidea C-169
Lineage: Eukaryota; Viridiplantae; Chlorophyta; Trebouxiophyceae; Coccomyxaceae
Exons: 5
Coding region: 1-282 (93 amino acids)
Source: RefSeq, a predicted model, not a curated record
AUGGCUCUGCGGACCAAGCUGGCAGCAGCGGCUGAGAGGGACAAGCUUCAAGCCAUGUACAUUGAGCUGCGCUCCAGUCUUGACCCUGUGACACAAGAGCAGCAGGCCAGGGCAGUGACAGAGUGUGAAGCUCUGCGGGAGCACGCCAGGACUCUCAGCAUGAAUCUUGAGUCUCAUGCACGAGUAGUAGAGAACCUGAGUUUCCUCAACAGCGAGCUCGUGGAUGCUGCAAACUCUCGUGCCAUUGAGAAUCAGGCUGCUGCCGGUGUCAAGGGUGGCUAA